UGACGUCGCCUGACGCAGACGGACGCAGAGCUGCAGUGCGGACAAACAGGCCGGAGCCCGACCGCCCGCCCGACCGCCGGACCCGCACUCCGCCUCCCCGCCCGGCCUCCAGCGUCCGCCCCGGGCGGCCCCAGCCUCCGCUCCCCGCCCACAGCGCGCUCCAUCCGGCGGGAGACGGGGAGGAGCAGUCCGCCGCCCAGCCCUCCUCCUCCGGCCGAGCCGCGGAUGGAGGACGCGGCCCCGGGUCGCCGCUAACCUUUGGCCGAGCUCCGCUGCUCUGAACUGGGAUGCGCCGCGGCGCCGCCGCUCUGGAACCGGUCCGGCCCGGAGGCUCACCCGGGACGCUGAGGGUUUAGUCCGGGACGGGGGAGUCUGCGGCCCGAACCACGGCCCCCUUUCAGAGGAACGGUGGGUUUUCUGGACCACGGCGGUUUGUGCCGAAAUAAAAUCCCAGAUGAAGAUUCCCAAACGGCGGAAAAGAAGCGGACGCUGCGCCAGGCUAACUCAGGAACAGGCCGGGCUUUGUCCCGCUCAGGAUUUGUUGUAAGCCGUCAGGUUUUCCGGGAGCUCAGAACUAUGAUAAAUGGCUCUUUUAAGCUGGGAGCUGCUCGAGUUCUGUCCGGCUGGCAGAUGCAGUGCCUAGUCCCCGGCCUCCAGGACCACGCCAACAUGAACGGGACGUCCGAGCAGGCCGACAUCCUGCCGCCAAACUGCAUGGUCAAAGAUCGAUGGAAAGUGGUAACAGCGGGACGCCGUGUCGUCCCCCAGGUGGCCCAGGAGGACGAGGGGGGGGACCGGGGGGCCUGCGUGGUGUCCUCGGCUCGUGUCGGAGCCCCCGAGUCGCCCACGGGUCAGGGACGCUCUCUCCGGUACCGGCGGGUCAACAGUCCGGAGUCGGACCGUCUGUCGGCGGCGGAGUGCAGAGGCGACGCCUACGGACAGAGGUCCAGAAUGGACAUUCUCGGCUCGCCGUCUCGACACGUCUACUCGUCCCAGCCGGCCCAGAUGCUUUCGGUGGACCCCGGUUGCCGUGGCGACGGUCAGGUCAGCGGGCGGCAGGAGGCGUCGGUGGCGUCCGCGGACCAGGAAGCGCACAGUAACGCUUUUAUCCGCUCUGUCCCGCUGGCCGAGGAGGAGGACUUCGACAGCAAAGAGUGGGUGAUCAUCGACAAAGAGGCGGAGCUCCGGGACUUCCUCCCAACCACAUCGGGAACCACCGACGAGGAGCCCGAGGAGCUCCGCCCCCUGGAGGAGCAGGAGGAGCGCAGGAGGCUCCGGGGUGCAGGGGGGGACUUGGUGGUCCGUCCUAAAACCCACACCCGGGACAGCAGCCGGGGGAUGCUCACCCUGACGGAGGAGGAGGCGUCCCGCAGGAGCGGCGGCAGCCCGGCGCAGUCGCCCUGCCACUCGCUGCCGUCGGGCCGUCCGCGGCGGAGGGAGUCGGAGCCCACCGGGCCCCACAGGCCGAUCGAGGAGGACCGCCACCAGCCGCGGCCCAACCAGCUGAGGAGGCUGGCGUCCUACGUCUUCUCGUCCUCCACCCUGGAGACGGAGCAGUACCCGCACGGAGGCGGCGGCUUCAUCCAGAGGAGCCGCUCGGCCGAGAGCAGCCCCGCCCACGCCGCCUCGGCCUCGGCCUCGGCCCGGCGGCGGCACGCCGGCACCCUGCCCACGCCCGGCAGCCCCCGCAGCAGACACUCUGUCCUCAACGUGUCCCGGACGCAGCUGCAGCAGAUGUUAGCCAAGCUCAUGAACAAGAACAGCAAGAAGGGGAUUGAGAGUGUCCACAGUGUCCCUGCCUCGUCACCGGUGGACCCGAGUGGCCCGUCGCUCCCGUCUCCGGACUACCGGACGAAGGCUCAGAGCGAGGAGAAGGAGCUCUUCCACAUCCUCCCUCAGCUGCAGGCCAAGAGAGCCGACUUCCUGAGCGUCAUGCUGACCGGCACGCUGCCGCAGCGCCGGGGCCUGGCGCCGCCGGAGGAGCCGGUCCCGGAGCCUCCGGGGCCCGGAGACGACGACGUGACCAAGAGCCAGUCCAACAGCGACGCCAGUCAGAAGAGCACCGAGCACAGCCAGGACGCCGCCCCCUCCACCCUCAUGGCCGAAGACCACCGCGGCCAGAGGGAGCACGCCUCGGCCGCAGACGCCGACCCCGACCUGGAGGAUGCGUCCAAGACUCUGGUCCUCUUCUCGCCCGGAGACACGCGCAAGUCUCCCUCCGGUGCCGAAGUGGCACUGGAAGCCGAGCUGGCCACGCCCACGGCCCUUGCCUCCCACGCCGACCGUCUGGCGGUGGGAGAUGGCGUGCAGCCCGAAGUCUCGGACACUGGACGUCUGUCCCCGGCUCUCAGGUUUGACCUCCGGCCGUCCACGCCCAUCGCUCCCGCCUCACCUCCCUUCACCAAAGUGGAACGCACCUUCAUCCACAUCGCAGAGACGUCACACCUGAACAUCAUGUCUUCCAACGGUCACUCUGCCAGAGACGGCGAGCGGGAAGUCUUCGUGCUGGACUCGGCUCCUGCUCCAGCUUGGGAGGUGAAGAAACAGUCUCCAGAGGAGCCGGGACUCCAGCAAGGUACCGCUGCAGUGGAGGACCGUCCCAAAGAGAAGGGACUCCUUCAAGGUACCGCUGCAGUGGAGGACCGUCCCAAAGAGAAGGGACUCCUUCAAGGUACCGCUGCAGUGGAGGACCGUCCCAAAGAGAAGGGACUCCAGCAAGGUACCGCUGCAGUGGAGGACCGUCCCAAAGAGAAGGGACUCCAGCAAGGUACCGCUGCAGUGGAGGACCGUCCCAAAGAGAAGGGACCUCUUCAAGGUACCGCUGCAGUGGAGGACCGUCCCAAAGAGAAGGGACCCCUUCAAGGUACCGCUGCAGUGGAGGACCGUCCCACAACAGAGGAUGUUUCCGUGGCCGUCCCGGAGCUCGUCCCUGACGCUCCACCUCAGGCGCUAUCCACUGAAGAAGCUGCCACGCUCCCGAUGGCUCAACUUGAACCCCAACCUGUGGUCAAGCCCAGGAUUCGGAGUCGAAUUCCGAUCCUGAUGUCUGAGGAAGACUCUGGCUCGGAGCAGUCCUCGUCCCUGUCGGCUCGCGCCCGGCUGCAGCAGCGGGCUCGGCAGCUGGACCUGGCACGCCUGCUGGUCCAGAAGCAGCAGGGCCGCUGGAUGAGGAGGAGGAUGCUGUCGGGGACAUCUUCAUCAUUGUCCUCCGGAGACGACGAGCGUCGCAGAGCUUCCGAGACUCUGUCCACCGCCGGCUCUGAGGAGGAUACGCACACCUCUGACGAGCCCAAGAGAUGCUCCCGUCUCAAAACCACUGAAGAAUCCAAGGAGGGCAGGAGCAAGAUCCCCCGACCCGUCACCCCGGUCAGGAGGUCUCCGAGGGGACUCACCGCUGCCGCCGCCGCCGCCGCCUCUUCCCUCUGCGUGCCGGACAUGAGCAGCACCAAAGCAUCCUUCAGCAGGAGCAACAGGGUGGAGCUGAGCACCCCCAGCCCCCACUGGAAGGGGAAGCCAGUCCCGCCCCGGUCGUCGUCCAGCUCGUCGGGCGCCCCCGCCCCCUGCGGCAGCCCCCGCAUGCCCCUCCGGGUGCUGUUUGGAACCCGACGCAGCCUCAGCUCCACCCACUGCAGGACCGACAGUCCCUCCCCUCAGAGAGCGGUCCCGGCGGCCAAAUCCAGGCAGCUGCUGUCCGUGCGCGCCCCCACCGUCCCUGUGCUCCCGCCCAGGACCGGCGGCGGCGGCAUGCGGCGCAGCGCAUCGCAGGAAGCCACGGCUCCGGCCAGGACUCGGCCCAAAGCCGCCGGCUCAGCCAGGGAGAGGGCGCCCCCCAGGGAGAGAGCAGGGCCCGCCAGAUAAUAGAGAGACUGGCUGCUGGAGCCUCCACCGGCACCGCCCGUCCGGACCGCCGCGCCGCCCGUCCGGACCGCCGCUCCCUCUCUCUCAACCGGCUGCAGGACUCUGCCUGGCUCACUCUGCAUGGUAAACUAUAUCACCAGUAAGACCCGGAGAGCCCACAUGUACACGCUCUCUAACUCUAAGGACUCUGGUAGUUUGACUCCGCCCCCCUUCUGCCAAAUAUCCAUGGAACUGGACUGCUCUACGUCCCGUGUCAGACACGCCUGACCCUGGCCUGGAGUGGAGACGUGGGCGUCCUCCUGUCCCCGGGUGUGUGUGCUUCACUCCUGUAAUGAGUUGUACAUAGCAGAACGCUGUCCCAUAAGAACAUCUUUAUUUUUUACCUCGCUCUUUAUUUCUCCUCUGUUCGCUGUGUCGGCACUGUGCUCCUUAUUUAUGCAUGAGAAAACAGGACUAACAUGAUCCGGUCCGGGACUGCAGGGCUCUGGGCAUGGAGCUGGAA
This is a messenger RNA of Salarias fasciatus (jewelled blenny), 4360 nucleotides long. RefSeq names its product tau-tubulin kinase 1-like. The record is from RefSeq and is a predicted model, not a curated record. Bases 577 to 3858 code for a protein of 1093 amino acids. Lineage: Eukaryota; Metazoa; Chordata; Actinopteri; Blenniiformes; Blenniidae. The transcript has 10 exons.